Molecule: messenger RNA, 1695 nt
Organism: Manihot esculenta (cassava)
Lineage: Eukaryota; Viridiplantae; Streptophyta; Magnoliopsida; Malpighiales; Euphorbiaceae
Product: zeatin O-glucosyltransferase
Exons: 1
Coding region: 35-1489 (484 amino acids)
Molecular function (GO): UDP-glycosyltransferase activity
Source: RefSeq, a predicted model, not a curated record
UAUCCAAAACCCAAAUCCUGCAAGCUAUCACCACAUGGCUAACUCACAUCAACAAGUUCUUCCCUUUAAUGCCCAAGCUGGCCAAAAACAAUCACAAGUAAUAGUGGUUAUGGUGCCUCUCCCAGCACAAGGCCACCUCAACCAGCUCCUCCAACUCUCAAGGCUCAUCCUUUCUUAUAGCAUUCCGGUCCACUUCGUCGGCACCACUACCCACAACCGCCAGGCCAAGCUCCGAGUUAACUUCUGGGAUGUACUCUUCAUGUCUAGUAUUCAUUUCCAUGACUUUGAAAUCCCUCCAUUUGCUUGCCCUCCUCCCAACCCAAAUGCCAAAAACAAGUUCCCUUCUCAUUUGAUACCUGCUUUCAACAGUGCCGCAUCUCAUCUUCGAGAGCCUGUGUCUGUGCUUCUGCGUUCGCUUUCUAGGAAAGCAAGAAGAGUUGUUGUCAUCCAUGAUUCUUUAAUGGCGUCUGUGGUUCAAGAAGUUGCAUUAAUAUCCAAUGCAAAUUCCUACGUUUUCCAUAGCGUAUCUGCUUUCACCAUUGCUUUGUUUCAGUGGGAAAGAAAAGGGAUGCAUAGUAUUCAAGAAAAUGAAGCGAUCCCAAAAGAGAUUCCCUCUCUUGAAGGUUGCUUCACUGAUGAGUUCUUGGCUUUGAUUGCUUCAGAGUAUCAGUACCAUAAGUUCAAUUCAGGGUGCGUGUACAACACAUGCAGAUUGAUAGAAGGUGCUUUCAUGGAGUUGAUCGAGAAACAACAGCAAGAAACAAUGGACAAAAGGACUAAGAAGUACUGGGCUUUAGGGCCUUUUAAUCCAGUGACUAAAUCUUCAGAGACUGAUCAAGGCUCAACUGGGAAACAUUUUUGCUUGGAAUGGCUAGAUAAACAAGCAAGAAACUCAGUAAUUUACGUAUCUUUUGGGACUACAACAGCCAUGAACGAUGAACAAAUCAAGAAUCUAGCUAUUGGGUUGAAGCAAAGCAACCAAAAGUUCAUAUGGGUACUGAGAGAAGCUGAUAAAGGAGAUGUUUUCAACGGAGAAAAUGAAAGAGAAGCUGAGCUUCCAAAAGGGUAUGAGAAUUCAGUAGACGGCAUGGGAUUAGUGGUGAGAGAUUGGGUACCCCAACUGGAGAUUUUAGCCCACGAAGCAACAGGAGGAUUUAUGAGUCACUGUGGUUGGAAUUCUUGCAUGGAGAGCAUCACCAUGGGAGUUCCAAUUGCCGCUUGGCCAAUGCAUUCAGAUCAACCGAGAAACGCAGUCCUUAUAACUGAGUUGCUCAAGAUUGGUGUUCUUGUUAAGGAAUGGGCUCGCAGAGAUGAGAUUGUUACAGCAAAUAUGGUUGAACAUUCUGUGAAGAAGCUAAUGGCUUCAGAUGAAGGAGAUGGGAUGAGGAAGAGAGCAGCAGAAUUGUGUGAGGCUGUGCGUCGAUCAAUGGUUGAAGGUGGAGCUUCUCGCAUGGAGAUUGAUUCUUUCAUUGCUCAUAUCUCAAGCUAAGCUUUGGCUAGCUUGCUUGGUUAUAAAUUUUUCUCGUAUUUGAUAUUUCCAAUCAAAUUGGAACGAAUCUGAAGAAUGUAAGAUGGAAUUUGAAAUUGUAAUGAUUAGUCAAUUUCAAUUGUAGAAGGUUUGAUGAAUAUGUUCAUAUUUUUCUUUUCUUUGUGCAAAUCAUUUCAAAUUAUUAUGUGGUGACUUGUAAAAAAAUU